Messenger RNA from Solenopsis invicta (red fire ant), 781 nucleotides. RefSeq names its product ribonuclease H. The record is from RefSeq and is a predicted model, not a curated record. Lineage: Eukaryota; Metazoa; Arthropoda; Insecta; Hymenoptera; Formicidae. The transcript is spliced from 4 exons. The coding region runs from base 166 to 552 and encodes 128 amino acids.
GUAUACAUCUACAUAUCAGCUAUAUACAUCGUGUGUAACGUUUAAUCACAAAGAGGAAAAGCGCCAUUUGUGUAAGAAGUCCUCUGACCAACGUGAUUCAGAUGUUUGCACGGCAGACAGAAGGCUGAAGAACGUUAAUUGUGUGAUAAUUGCUAAUUGAUUAAAAUGCCUUAUUACGGAGUAGCCAUUGGUCGUAAUACUGGAGUGUAUGACAAUUGGGAGGAUUGCAGAGACCAAGUAGAUGGAUACUCGCAUAACAAGUAUAAGAAGUUUGAUACGCCGGAUCAAGCUUGGGACUUUGUUGAUCAACAUUCUUCAAGAAGCGAUACUCGACAAACUUAUGAUUCUAACACUAAAACUGUAGCUUGUCGAAGUAAUGACAACCAAAUUGCAUUAAGAGGAGGUCAUAUGGAAGCUAAUAGCUAUCAACGUACUGAUUAUACGACUGGUAGAAACACCACCAUCGUGCGCCAACGUUCUUACGCGAGUGGUAGGGAUGGAAACGGCUAUUUUGUUGAGAAAUCUAUACGUACUUACUGGCGCAAUUGUUAAAAAAAAAUAUCAGAAAAGAAUCUUCCUUUUUCUAUAUAUUGAAGAAUUAACUGUGUAACACUUAAGACGUGCAUUGAAGAAGUUAUAUAAGUUUAUGAAGUUAUAAUUGGUUGGAAUAUAUACGUUAUCCAUUAUAUGCAAAAGUUACUGAUAAUUAACCAACUUUACAUAUCUUAUUACUUUUUUUUUUUUAAGCAUGUCAUGAUGAAUAAAUAUUACUGAAAUACUA